This is a messenger RNA of Cynocephalus volans (Philippine flying lemur), 2107 nucleotides long. It is a transcript of the gene ETNK1, whose product is annotated as ethanolamine kinase 1. Gene Ontology annotation, biological process: phosphatidylethanolamine biosynthetic process. The coding region runs from base 264 to 1355 and encodes 363 amino acids. NCBI's taxonomy places the organism in Eukaryota, Metazoa, Chordata, Mammalia, Dermoptera, Cynocephalidae. The transcript has 8 exons. Gene Ontology annotation, molecular function: ethanolamine kinase activity. Gene Ontology annotation, cellular component: cytoplasm. The record is from RefSeq and is a predicted model, not a curated record.
UCCGCGGCCGCCCGCGGUCGAGUGCAGGCGAGAGGAAUUUUCCCCGUGAGCGGCCCCAGCUCAGUUCAGCUGCUGUCCAGACCCGCGUCGGCGACAGUGUCGUCUCCAGCCAUUCUCCUACUGCUCGCUCGCCCGUCCGAGCACCCCAGGCCCUCCCGCGAGGGCGCCCCGGGACGGAAGGAUCCACCAGCCUGUCGGCGCCCGCUGUUCUCGUGGUCGCCGUCGCCGUCGUCGUUGUGGUAGUCUCCGCCGUCGCCUGGGCCAUGGCCAAUUACAUCCACGUCCCGUCCGGCUCCCCGGAGGUGCCCAAGCUGAACGUCACGGUUCAGGAUCAGGAGGAGCAGCGCUGCCGGGAGGGGGCCCUGAGCCUCCUGAAGCACCUGCGGCCGCACUGGGACCCCCAGGAGGUGACUCUGCAGCUCUUCACAGAUGGAAUCACAAAUAAACUUAUCGGCUGUUAUGUGGGUAAUACAAUGGAGGAUGUAGUCCUGGUGAGAAUUUAUGGCAAUAAGACUGAGUUGUUAGUCGAUCGAGAUGAAGAAGUAAAGAGUUUUCGAGUGUUGCAGGCUCAUGGCUGUGCACCACAACUCUACUGUACCUUCAAUAAUGGGCUAUGCUAUGAAUUUAUACAGGGAGAAGCAUUGGAUCCAAAGCAUGUCCGUAACCCAGCCAUUUUCAGGCUAAUAGCUCGUCAGCUUGCUAAAAUUCAUGCUAUCCAUGCACACAAUGGCUGGAUUCCCAAAUCUAAUCUAUGGCUAAAGAUGGGAAAGUAUUUCUCUCUCAUUUCCACAGGAUUUGGAGAUGAAGACAUUAAUAAAAGGUUCCUAAGCAAUAUCCCCAGCUCUCAGAUUCUUCAGGAAGAGAUGACUUGGAUGAAAGAGAUUCUUUCCAACCUGGGCUCACCUGUUGUACUUUGCCAUAAUGACUUAUUGUGUAAGAAUAUAAUCUACAAUGAGAAACAAGGUGAUGUACAGUUCAUUGAUUAUGAAUAUUCUGGAUACAACUACCUGGCAUAUGAUAUCGGAAAUCAUUUCAAUGAAUUUGCAGGUAUGAGUGAUGUAGACUAUAGUCUCUAUCCAGAUAGAGAACUACAAGGCCAGUGGCUGCGUUCUUACCUUGAAGCCUACAAAGAAUAUAAGGGCUUUGGUACUGAAGUUACUGAAAAGGAGGUAGAAAUACUCUUCAUUCAAGUCAAUCAGUUUGCAUUGGCUUCCCAUUUCUUUUGGGGAUUGUGGUCUUUGAUUCAAGCCAAAUACUCUACUAUUGAGUUUGACUUCCUUGGAUAUGCAAUUGUUCGUUUUAACCAGUACUUUAAAAUGAAGCCUGAGGUUACUGCGUUAAAAGUGCCUGAGUAAAGAAGAGAUUUAAUUUUUCUCAAGUAGCUGAGCAAUGCUUGUGAAUCUUUUCUUAAGAAAUUCCAAAAAGCCAAUAUUUGUUAAAAUUCUGUUAUUUUAUUUGGUUAUUUUGCUUUACAAAUUAUGCCUCUUAACAACCAGUCAAUUUUUUAAAUAGACCAAAUAAUGUCAAGAAAUAUACCUACUGCUAUCAAUAUGUGGUGGAGUAGAAAUUUGUUAAAUCUGCAAAAGGUGUAAAGGUGUCAGUUUAAGCCUUUCUUUGAUACUUUAAUCUAUGUUAUAUGUGAAUUAUUUAUUAUAAAUUUAACAUGAUUUUGUGACUGUUUUCAUCUGUUUCAUCUGUUUUGAGUAUAAGCAAUGAAAAUGUUCCAGAGAAAUUCUUUUAAAGUUUUACUUUAAUAGUAUUAAUUUUAGUAAACAUUAUUGUCGUUCAGUAUAACCUUUUUAUCUUGAUGCACUGUAAGUAAAAUGAAUCAUUUUCUUCUGAAAUGCCAGUUGUUGACUGUAUGGAUAACUUGGGAUGUUCAUAUGAAAAUAUCUGUUUAGGAGAGUGAAAUACACUGUCUCUAUUGGUGGUACAUCUUUUUGAAUUGAAUAUUAGGGAGCAUUUCUUUUUUGGGGGGAAUAUAACUUAGAAUUAAUUUCCCCUCUCUUUCAAUAUAAAUAUAAAUAUUUACCAUAUAAUCUUGGAAUAAGUAUAAUGAUUUGAUGUUACCAAAAUAUAUAUUAAGCAAUGUUUUCAAAUGCUAAAC